Messenger RNA from Marmota monax (woodchuck), 3707 nucleotides. RefSeq names its product ubiquitin specific peptidase 2 (gene Usp2). The record is from RefSeq and is a predicted model, not a curated record. NCBI's taxonomy places the organism in Eukaryota, Metazoa, Chordata, Mammalia, Rodentia, Sciuridae. The coding region runs from base 198 to 2036 and encodes 612 amino acids. Gene Ontology annotation, cellular component: cytoplasm. Gene Ontology annotation, biological process: protein deubiquitination. Gene Ontology annotation, molecular function: cysteine-type deubiquitinase activity. The transcript has 13 exons.
GGUCCUCCCAGUCCUCAGGGAGAGCCAUCGAGAAACAGGAGACUCAUCCUGAGAGCAGACAGGUGCACCAAGGCCAGAAAGGACAAGAACCCUCCUCCUCCUUGUGACCCUGCCCAGCACAGCUCUUCGGCCCAGGAAUCCCGAGCCCUCCAGCAGCCCAUGAGGCUCCCAGACCCCACUGAGUGCCGCCCUGAAGGAUGUCCCAGCUCUCCUCCACCCUGAAGCGCUACACAGAAUCGGCCCGCUACACAGAUGUCCCUUAUGCCAAAUCGGGCUAUGGCACCUAUACCCCCUCCUCCUAUGGGGCCAACCUGGCCGCCUCCUUUCUGGAGAAGGAGAAGCUUGGUUUCAAGCCAAGCCCCGCUACGGGCUUCCUCCCCCGUCCCCGCACUUAUGGCCCCUCCUCCAUCCUGGACUAUGACCGGGGACGCCCCCUGCUGAGACCUGACAUCAUCAGGGGUAGUAAGCGAGCAGAGAGUCAGACCCGGGGCACUGAGCGGUCUUCAGGCAGUGGACUUAAUGGGGGCAGUGGAUUCCCUUACGGAGUGACCAGCAACUCCCUCAGCUACCUGCCUGUGAAUGCUCGUGACCAGGGGGUAACCUUGACCCAGAAGAAAUCGAAUAGCCAAUCAGACCUGGCUCGGGAUUUCUCCAGCCUCCGGACUUCAGAUAGCUACCGGACCUCAGAUGGCUACCGGAUAGACCCCGGGAACCUAGGCCACAGCCCUAUGCUGGCCCGCACACGCAAGGAGCUCUGUGCCCUGCAGGGGCUCUACCAGGCAGCCAGCCGCUCGGAGUACCUGACCGACUACCUAGAGAACUAUGGUCGCAAGGGCAGUGCACCUCAGGUGCUCACGCAAGCCCCUUCCUCACGAGUCCCUGAAGUUCUCAGUCCCACCUUCCGACCCAGUGGCCGCUACACGCUGUGGGAGAAGAGCAAGGGCCAGGCCCCUGGGCCCAGCCGCUCCAGCUCACCAGUACGAGAGGCCUUGAAUUCUAAGAGUGCCCAGGGUCUGGCUGGUCUUCGAAACCUUGGGAACACGUGCUUCAUGAACUCGAUUCUGCAGUGCCUGAGCAACACCCGGGAGCUGAGAGAUUACUGCCUCCAGAGGCUCUAUAUGCGGGACCUCAGCCACACCAGCAAUGCACACACAACCCUCAUGGAAGAGUUUGCAAAACUAAUCCAGACCAUAUGGACUUCAUCCCCCAAUGAUGUGGUGAGCCCUUCUGAGUUCAAGACCCAGAUCCAGAGAUAUGCACCACGCUUCGUUGGUUAUAAUCAGCAGGAUGCUCAGGAGUUCCUCCGCUUUCUUCUGGAUGGGCUCCACAAUGAGGUGAACCGAGUCACAGUGAGGCCUAAGUCCAACCCUGAGAACCUUGAUCAUCUCCCUGAUGAUGAAAAAGGGCGACAGAUGUGGAGGAAAUAUCUAGAACGAGAAGACAGUCGGAUUGGGGAUCUCUUUGUUGGGCAGCUAAAGAGCUCCCUGACAUGUACCGACUGUGGUUACUGCUCUACAGUCUUUGAUCCCUUCUGGGACCUCUCACUGCCCAUUGCUAAGCGAGGUUAUCCUGAGGUAACACUAAUGGACUGCAUGAGGCUCUUCACCAAAGAGGAUGUGCUUGAUGGUGAUGAAAAGCCAACAUGCUGUCGCUGCCGAGCCAGAAAAAGAUGUAUAAAGAAGUUCUCCAUCCAGAGGUUCCCAAAGAUCUUGGUGCUCCACCUGAAGCGGUUCUCAGAAUCCAGGAUACGAACCAGCAAGCUCACAACAUUUGUGAAUUUCCCACUAAAAGACCUGGACUUGAGAGAAUUUGCCUCAGAAAACACCAACCACGCUGUUUACAACCUGUAUGCUGUGUCCAAUCACUCCGGAACCACCAUGGGCGGCCAUUAUACAGCCUACUGCCGAAGUCCAGUGACAGGCGAAUGGCACACUUUCAAUGACUCCAGUGUCACGCCCAUGUCCUCCAGCCAAGUCCGCACCAGCGACGCCUAUUUGCUCUUCUACGAGUUGGCCAGUCCACCCUCCCGUAUGUAGCAGCAAGGAGCUACAGCCCUUCCCCCUUCCCUGUGGUGGCCCCACACCCUAAGUUUUUUAAAAAGACAAAAAAAACUAAAAAAACAACAACAACAAAAAAAAAACCUGACAAAUAAGAGAAAAAUAAACUAAAAUAAAGCUGCUGAGCAGGAGUUGAUGCAGCCUGGUCAGGGUCUGGAGCAAGGAGCUGGGUGCCCCCAAGCCAUGGCCUGGCGGGAAGAUCCACUGGACACAGAGACCGGAGUCAGCACAGUGCUCCCUCGGCUUCUCUUGUGUGCAUUUUUAAGCUUGUGGUUUUUUCCUGUGUGUAAUAAACAACAGCAGUCUGUGGGGAGAAGAUCUUCGUCCACCUGCUGUCCUCUCCAGCCCCUGCGCCUCCUGGGAAGACAGCGCCCUCUGGAGCCUUCUGGGAGCCUCAUUGCCUGAAUCAUGGCACCGUUGAGGAGCUGGCGCCUGUCUCUACCUGGACCUGCUCACCGGUCCAGAGCAGGAAGCACCCAUGAGCCAAGAGCCCUCUUAACGCUGCUAACUCCAAGGGCACAGGCAAGGGGACAUCUUUGAGGAAAGCUGGUUUGGGUUUUUUUUUAAUGCCCAGCUUUUUUUACUUACAGUAAUGAAAGUGUUCGGACUGGAGACCCUCUCCUCCACACCUCGUCACAGCUGGCAUGUUGGGCUGGUCCUUUUUGUGUAAUUCUUCAAGUAGAACUUUCCCAGUGCUAGCCCCCUGUGGUGCUAGGCGGGGUUGGCCAGGCCCAAGCACACCACAGUAGACCUGGGAUCUAAACAAGUUUUUGUUUUGGGUUUUUCAUUUUGUUUUCGAUGGAAUCUAGUUGCCUCCAAGAAUUGUGCCUUAUAGCAUUUGGGGACCAGGGGGUAACUGCCCCUCCCUGAAAUAUCCCUCAGUCCCUUCCCUUUUCCCCAGUGCCAUGUUCAAACCCACUGGGGGAAAUAGGGUCCCGCCCUGAGCCCCUGGUACGUUGUGCAUUGCAGUGAGGCUAAGAGGGAAGUAGGUAAAACGAUUUCUUAAGAUAGUGUAUCAGUCCUUCCUGCCCGCCACCUCUUACCUACCCUGGUCUACUCCCUAGCUGUUUGAAGGAUAGCACAAGCCCCCUGUCCCUCGAGCUUCUCUCCUUUAAUUUAUUCUCUUUUAACAUCCCUUUCCCCUUGCCUUCCUGCCACCUGCCCCUUCUCAGAGCCUCCUAGACACAGGCCCUCUGGACCGAGUUUCUCAGGGAUGCCCAUGCCACCCCUCAGCUCCUCUUGGUGUUGGCCUUUGGUCCUUCCUUAGGAGCUGGAGCCUGGGUGUCUGGGGACAUCUUGCCUCUGUUGUAUGAUUCCUGGGUUUUGCCCUAAGUUGUUAGACAAAACUCCAUGCCAUCCCAGAGAGCAAAGUUGUUCAGCACUGAGGCAUGGAGCACUGUGCACUUUGCACACCCCACAGCUGGGCCCAGCCUGUGCCCCAGGGAGCCUGGACCAUCCCAGUGCUCCUGGGACCAGGCACCAGAGAAAGACACCCUGAGUUUUACCUGGCCUGACACCCUUUUCUAGGGAAGACCUGUGAAUCUGAGCCCAAGGGCUGGUGUACACUUGUUUACUGUGUAAGCAAGAGUAGAAGAAUGUCUAAUGUACAGUGGAACCUUGUACAGAAUAAAUAAUAGCUUUGAGAAAGAA